AUAGGGAGUUCAGAGUCACAAUGCCGUCCAUCACUUUCUCAGAGAGUGAGAGAGACAGAGAGAAAGCCAAGCCCUUCCUUCUAGAGCCAACUCGACCGAAUCACAACCUCCAUGUCUCUCGGGUCUAAAAUUGCUCGCUUCUAGUUCCACGAACACGAAGAAGGGUGGCCUUCCUGCGAUGCCACCAUUGCUGGGAGUAUCAAGAAUGUACGUAUGCGAACUUGUCAAGAUCCGUACGUCCGAGAUCUACUUGAGGGAGUGACAACCCAAAAAAAAGAAAGAAAAAGACCCAGAAAACGUUUCCGCCUGAGGCACAGCGACUUCCCAAAAACCGCCUGGACAUCAGUCGAUGUAUGUCAUCCGAUCCGAGUGGAUCGUGGCCAAACUUCUUUUUUUUGCCUCCUUUGUUUGAACUUCGAACUACUCUAUUCUGCAAUUGCCUCGAAUCUUGCCUACUACCUGUACUCCAACAACAACAACAACAAAAAGCCAAGCUCGAGAUUUGACAGGGGAAAUAGAAGAAGAUUGAGCCCUCUUUUCUCUUUUCCCCGCAUGAUAAUCUUACCGCAUUCGGAAGGGAUUGGCCAAGACUCUGGACCUUGAAGCAAUCAGACAGAACAGAACAGAUCCAAUUCCAUUCCCCCACGCUUUUUUCUUUCGGGGGAAGGGAAAGUCUGUACACGUUUCAACUUGCUUUGUUCUAGGGGGAAGUUCAAAGACGAUGCUUAUUGCUUCCCUUACUCGAUCGGGCCAUGCGGAGAGAGCUCCAGUAA
This is a messenger RNA of Aspergillus alliaceus, 773 nucleotides long. RefSeq lists its product as uncharacterized. Lineage: Eukaryota; Fungi; Ascomycota; Eurotiomycetes; Eurotiales; Aspergillaceae. Bases 214 to 603 code for a protein of 129 amino acids. The transcript has 2 exons. The record is from RefSeq and is a predicted model, not a curated record.